Molecule: messenger RNA, 3430 nt
Organism: Anguilla anguilla (European eel)
Lineage: Eukaryota; Metazoa; Chordata; Actinopteri; Anguilliformes; Anguillidae
Gene: yrk
Product: Yes-related kinase
Exons: 13
Coding region: 329-1951 (540 amino acids)
Biological process (GO): innate immune response; integrin-mediated signaling pathway; cell surface receptor protein tyrosine kinase signaling pathway
Cellular component (GO): extrinsic component of cytoplasmic side of plasma membrane
Molecular function (GO): ATP binding; non-membrane spanning protein tyrosine kinase activity; signaling receptor binding
Source: RefSeq, a predicted model, not a curated record
GAGGCAGUGUCAAACGGAGCGCCGCAACUCUCCGCCUUCCACAACCAGUGUGAGCAUAGUUUAACCGUUUAGGACAGAGAUCACAUCCGCAUCCACUGAAUUAACGUCGAGUCCACCGUUGUCUCCGCAAGUCCUAGACAGAGAUUGGACCGUCCAACGCAUCGGCUUUGUCUGGUGCCUGGUGGUCUCGUAUGUCCUGGUCUGCCUUUCCCAAACGUAGUCCUUUGACCAAGACAGCCGACCAAGAAAAUCCCCUGCAAGGCAGCGCGGCCCGGGGGAUGCUGGGGGACAGAUGAUCUGACGCCGAGUCGAAGGAACCUGUGUCACUAUGGGGUGUGCUCACUGUAAGCAGAAGAAGUCCAAAGCAGCGGAGGGCUCAGCACAGUCUGCGUGUGACAUAGCAGUGCCACAGCCCUCAACCGUGCCCCGCUAUGCCCCAGAGCCCACCCAGGCGCCCGCAGGAGGCCUUAUUCCUGACUUCAACAACUACCCCAGCUUGGCCAGCGGGGGCCAGCCCUUCGGCUCGUCCACCUGCUUCCCCUCCAGCACUGCUGUGACCAGAGGAGGUGUUAUCACAGGUGGAGGUGUGACGCUCUUCAUUGCCCUGUACGAUUAUGAGGCUCGCACAGAAGAUGACCUGUCCUUCCGGAAGGGCGAGAAAUUUCACAUUAUCAACAACACGGAAGGGGACUGGUGGGAAGCUCGCUCUCUCGACACUGGGAAUUCAGGCUUCAUCCCCAGCAACUACGUGGCCCCAGUGGACUCCAUACAGGCAGAGGAGUGGUAUUUUGGGAAGAUGGGGCGGAAGGACGCAGAGCGGCAGCUGCUGGGGCAAGGGAAUCCGCGUGGGACCUUCCUCAUCCGCGAGAGCGAGACCACCAAGGGUGCAUACUCUCUGUCUAUUCGAGACUGGGAUGAUGGAAAAGGAGAUCACGUUAAGCAUUAUAAGAUACGCAAGCUGGACAACGGAGGCUACUACAUCACCACCCGCACGCAGUUCGACACCGUGCCGCAGCUGGUGGAGCACUACACUGAGCGUGCUGCAGGCUUGUGCUGUCGAUUGAUUGGCAGCUGUCGUCGGGGAAUGCCCAAGCUGGCGGACCUGUCCGUCAAGACAAAGGACGUGUGGGAGAUUCCGCGAGAGUCUCUCCAGCUCAUUAAGAAGCUGGGGAAUGGGCAGUUUGGGGAAGUUUGGAUGGGUAUGUGGAACGGCACCACAAAGGUAGCGGUGAAGACGCUGAAGCCCGGGACGAUGUCUCCGGAGGCCUUCCUGGAGGAAGCCCAGAUUAUGAAGCGCCUUCGCCACGAUAAGCUGGUGCAGCUGUACGCCGUGGUGUCAGAGGAGCCCAUCUACAUCAUCACUGAGUUUAUGAGCCAGGGAAGCUUGCUGGACUUCCUGAAGGAUGGAGAAGGCAGGGCUCUGAAGUUGCCACAGCUUGUGGACAUGGCUGCUCAGAUUGCAGCUGGAAUGGCCUACAUAGAAAGGAUGAAUUACAUCCACCGGGACCUGCGUGCCGCCAACAUCCUGGUGGGGGACAACCUGGUGUGCAAAAUUGCAGACUUUGGCCUGGCGCGACUCAUCGAGGAUAACGAGUACACAGCACGGCAAGGAGCGAAGUUUCCCAUCAAAUGGACAGCACCUGAGGCAGCACUUUUUGGCAAAUUCACCAUCAAGUCUGACGUCUGGUCCUUUGGCAUCCUCCUCACAGAGCUCAUCACCAAGGGCCGUGUGCCAUACCCAGGGAUGAAUAAUCGGGAGGUGCUGGAGCAGGUGGAGCGGGGGUACCGCAUGCCGUGCCCGGUGGGCUGCCCCAGCUCGCUGCAUGACCUGAUGGUGCAGUGCUGGAGGAAGGAGGCGGAUGAGCGGCACACCUUUGAGUACCUGCAGAGCUUCCUGGAGGACUACUUCACUGCCACAGAACCCCAGUACCAGCCAGGAGAGAACCUGUGAGGGGGCACGUCCCCCCAAACGCCCCCCUCGCCUCCAAAUGCCCCCCUUGCCUCCAAACGCCCCCCCCCACCCCCAAACUUCCCCCUCGCCUCCAAAUGCCCCCCUUGCACAACAUUUAAUGAAGAGUGCCUUGUGCUCCAAGCAGUUUCAGUUCUUUACCCUUAGCCUCAACCACUGUGAUAUUUCUUUCUGCUGCUCUGCAUCUCCCUCCCCUUCUCUUUCCUCCUCCAAUCCAUUUACCUGCCUUUCUCCUCUAUUCCUCUUUUCUCCAUUUCAUUUAUUCUCUUUUAAAACUUUUCUUUUUUCCCUGUUCCCCUCUUUCUCUGCUUACUCCUGCUUACCCUGUCUUGCCAUAAAUCUUCUCUCUCUAUCCUCCCUCUCUCCCUCCCUUUCUCUCUCCCUCCCACUCCUGUUUCCUGUUGCCGUAGAGACCUUGAGUCCUGAACAAGCAGCCUCUCUUUUUCUCUCUCCUGCUAUCCAUGGGCACAGAACAAUGGAUACCGAGCCUUCAGAUUUAUUCUUUCCUUUGAUUUAGAUGGACGGACUUUGUCUGGACUCUGUUACUCUGGACUCUGCUCUGAGCUCUGUUGCUUCGGCCUGCCCAAGAACGAGUGUGGAUCUGAUCUGCACAGACUGCAGACAGAGAACUAUGGAGCCUUUCAUGCAAAUAUGUCACUUUAUUUCUGCUCUCCUUUCAUUUUUUUUUUUUUACUUAAUGUUGGGAACUUUCAUAAAUAAGGGUUGGGGGAACAAAGUCAUCAUGCAGUGCUAUAAUUCAAUAGAGGGCUCUUUAUCUUUGUGAUUAAUGUUUAUUUGAUAUUGUAUAAGUGUGAUUAUUAUUUAAUACAUGCUUUUAUUGUAGUCUUAUUUGUCCUGUGCCAGUUGUGCUAUAUAACCUCCCAGAAUAAAGAGUCACUGAGGUCAAAGGGCAGGCAUCUUGUCACAUGAUAAAAGCGCUUUGGAUAAAAGCGCUAUAUAAAUGUCCAUUUACAUGACUACAGUGCCACUUGUGCCUUGCUGUGCCCAGUAAUAUUUGGAAAAACACUGCUAGCACAUGUUACUCCAACAGUGUGGUAAGGUUGUGGCAAUGCUGUAGCAGUGUUUUUAUCAUUUUGUUUUUCAUUUCUUACGAAAAAUCAUAUAAUUCCAGCUAUAGGUUCACGUCACAAUUUAAAAAAAAAAUUUAAAAAAAAAAUUUUAAAAGCAUGUUAAGGACAUUUACAACCUGUCAGGACCGCAAGACCUCAAUGCUCUAGAACUUUCCAAUGGCCUAAAAAAGAUGUUAUUUGCUUAGUUGGGAACCAUUUUUACCCUAAAGGGCAUCAUAUCUCUGCCUUAUGAUUAUGUGAUGAAGGUGAUUAUUUGAUUUGAUUUAAAUGUUUUUUUAAUGCUGGUUAUUUUGUUUUUCCCUGUUUAAGUGAGGACUUGUGGCCUUAUGGCUUUCAGGUGUACAUUAUGUAAAAGGCUUUUCCAGAGAAA